AUGAUCGCCGAUCAACUGGAAUCGAUCGCCGCGCGAAAUGUAACAAGAAUGAUUUCAGCGAACAAAUUGGCGACGCCGACACCCUCUACCACCACCACCACCACCACCAAAUCACCUGCGCUCUCCACGCGCGUCUGGAAGUCGGCGCAUUUCGACGGCACGGCGGCGAUCAGCCAUCCGGCGCCCGGCAACCUUCGAUCGUAUUUGGAGUUGUCGAUGCAGUUUCGCGCCGAAUCGCCGACGGGCACCCUAUUCUAUUGGCACGCGAGCGCGCGCAAAUAUCUCGCCGUCGUCAUCGAGUCGUCGUUCGUCAAAGUCUACGCGAGCCUCGGCGCCGACACCACCGUUUUGCGAUCGGAGAACGCCGUCAGCCUGUUCCAUUGGCAUAAGCUCGAGGUUUGGCGAAGCGGCAAAGGUGUUCUGCUCAAGAUCAAUCGUCAGAAUUGGGUCGAGUCGGAAGUGCGCGGCCAACGAAGCGACGACGUCGAGAUCGGCGGAACGCUGAGCAUCGGCGGAUUCGGCGGCGAGUAUCCGCAGAUCAUCGGCGCGAGCUCCGGAUUCGUUGGAUGCAUGAGACGGAUUCGCCUCAAUAGUCGCCCACUGAUUCUGACGUCCGAUGUCAACGACACCAGCGUCACCGAGUGCACCAUCAGCGAUCCGUGCCAUCCGUUGGGAUGCCCUCGGAGUUGUGUGAGUCCGACAGCGCAUUCGCCGGCGGCAUGCGCUUGCGAGUGGCCCUCGUAUGGAGCCAAGUGCGCGUUGACAUCGAGCCACGAAAUAUCGGCGAUGAAGUUUAAAGGCGCAUCGCAUCUCGAGCUCAAUGAUGAGGCUAUUAUGAGCCACGUCACCGGCGAAUCAUUGGACCUUGCCGUCAAUUUCAAGCUCGCCAAUUCGACACCACCAGCGUUUCGGCAGAUCCUCGUCGCCGCCGGCGACGCCAAUCACGAGGACGACUUUUUCGAGCUCGCCGUCACGCCGAGCCGAUUCGCGCGCUUCUCGAUGAACCUCGGCAGCGGCACCGUCGUGCUCACUCAUCCCAAGCUCAUCGAGCCGGAACGCUGGACGACGAUCGAGGUGAUACGCAAGAAUCGCGCGGUGACGUUGUCGGUGAACGGCGAGGAUCCGAUCGCGUCGCUGGCGCCCGAAGGCGCCCAACAGCUCAACGUCUAUCGCAACGUGAUGGUUGGCAACGCGCCGGCCGCCGAUGCCAACACCGAUCGGCAGGGAUUCCGUGGCUGCGUGAUUUCGAUGCGCUUCGACGACGUCAUCAUCACUCAUCCGAAACAGGCGAAAGCCGCGAUUAACAUCGAGGAUUGCAUGAUCUAA
Molecule: messenger RNA, 1326 nt
Organism: Caenorhabditis bovis
Lineage: Eukaryota; Metazoa; Nematoda; Chromadorea; Rhabditida; Rhabditidae
Source: the annotation of a GenBank genome assembly